UGUGAAAACUGUGGUUAUAUUAUUGGGGGCUUUUGUUUUUACGUGUUUGUUGGACUCAGAAAUGGCAACUUGAAUACAGAUUUCAUGUACUUCAGUCUUGUGCGGUCCCUUCUCCUCCUCCUCUAUGCCAGAAACCCUAAUUUCAAUCAUUUAAUAUACCGCCUUUCUCAAAAUUUCAGAAUUCUACCUUCCCAUUAAUUGUUUUAGGUGGGUUAAUUUUUCUCAUGCUCUUCCCAUGUUUCAGAUUUCAACAAGUGUCCAGUUGUCUAGAGAGAGAACCAAACUGCAACCAAAAUAAUCUAUCUUCUUUCUAUAUUCAUCACUUUUUGUGGAUAUUGUUUUGGUGUUGGCAUCUGCAACAGCAUCAAAUAAGAAGUGAUGACAGCUGAUAAUAACGUGGAUAACAACUAUGCCUCUACAUGGAGUAUACAACAGGAGAAGGCGUUUGAGAAUUCUGUGGCCGUUCAUUCAGAAGAUUCCGAUGAUUUUUUUGAGAAAAUUACUUCGGAUGUCCCUGGGAAAUCCUUAGAAGAGAUUAAGCAUCACUAUGAGCUUCUAGUUGAUGAUGUUGGCCGCAUUGAAUCUGGGUGUGUGCCGUUACCCAACUAUAUUUCUUCUUCUGACGGUUCAACGAACCAUUCUGGUGAUUCUGGGACAAGCAAAAAGGGUUCUCAUUCUGGCAAUCUCAACACUGACCAAGGAAGUAAGGUGUCAAAGGCAGAGCAGGAGCGUCGGAAGGGCAUUGCUUGGACAGAGGAUGAACACAGAUUAUUCCUCCUUGGUCUGGACAAAUAUGGAAAAGGUGAUUGGAGGAGCAUAUCACGUAACUUUGUAGUAACCAGAACACCAACACAAGUGGCAAGCCACGCCCAAAAGUACUUCAUCCGUCUCAACUCUAUUAACAAAGACAGGAGGCGCACAAGCAUCCACGACAUCACCAGUGUGAAUAACAGUGAAGUUUCAGUCCCUCAAGGUCCAAUAACCGGGCAAACAAACAGUCCCACUCCAGUUGGGAAACCGGGCAAGCAGCAGCCUUCAAACUUACCUGUCGGGGGGAUGUAUGGUACUACAACUAUAGGGCAGCCCAUCGGAAGUGGUCCCCUCAUCUCAGCGGUUGGUACUCCUGUCAAUCCCCAACACAUGAUAUAUGGAACGGUGGUCCCUGGUGGUCCGAUGAACGCUGGCCCCAUGCCUCAUACAUCCUCUCAUAGGUAAAAUUUGGUUCCCUUCCUUCCUAUGAGAAGAAGAUAAAGAUUUGUACAAAAGGAUAGAGGAUUGUUUUUUUAAUAUUGAAUUGAGAUGGAUGGAAUAAUAAUAUUUUGAUGUUUUAGUUUUGUUUCUUAAUACUUACUGUAGACAUUUUAAAC
Impatiens glandulifera is the source of this 1367-nucleotide messenger RNA. RefSeq names its product transcription factor SRM1-like. The record is from RefSeq and is a predicted model, not a curated record. Gene Ontology annotation, molecular function: DNA binding. NCBI's taxonomy places the organism in Eukaryota, Viridiplantae, Streptophyta, Magnoliopsida, Ericales, Balsaminaceae. The transcript is spliced from 3 exons. The coding region runs from base 379 to 1215 and encodes 278 amino acids.